AUGGAGAAUGAAUGGAACAAGGUCAUGAUAAUCUCUGAGCUGGGAUUUGAUGAUCUGGCGAAGCAUUUGGAAGAUACGCUGAUAAGAAGCAAUGUGACUGUGUCUAACUUAUACAUAGUGGAGGACGAGGAUGAUCCAAGUGAAAUACUUACAGCUAUUAAGGAGUCUGGUGUGCAUAUUAUUGUGUUCCAAGUCUAUCCCAUCAUGUUUUACAAACUGUAUUGUGAGGCAUAUAUGCAAAACAUGAUUGCUCCAGGAUAUGUGUGGAUAGAUAACAGACAUCAUUCUCAAAGUGUCAAGGAUUACUUUGAAUUGUAUAGUAGUGUCAACUGCACGUGGGAUGAGAUAUUGACUUCCGUGGAAGGGAUGUUCGCGACGAGUCCCAUUUCAUAUCUGGAACAGUUCCCUGACACAAUAACUAUAGGUGGAAAGAGUGUCAAAACGUUGUCUGAAAUAGGCGUCAUAAAAGAGGAUGCAAGUCGUCUGUAUGGAUAUGACGUAAUAUGGAGUAUGGCGCUCACCAUGAACAACUCCAUCAAGAGGAUAGCACCACACACAUUAGAGGAGUUUACAUACAAGUACAAAAAUUAUACAGACAUAUUUCUAGAGGAAAUGAAAACCCUGUCAUUUACCGGUGCAACGGGGCCAGUUGGAUUUUCUGAAGAAGGAUCAAGAUUGGAAAAAGUAGUUUUACGACAAGUCAGAAAUGGAACACAUGUUACAGUUGGUAUAUUUGACGGAACAACACAAAUUCUUGAUCUUUUAAAGAGUCCCGAGUAUAUGUGGGAACCAUUUGGUAAUACCAUACCAAGCUCUGAACCUAGGCUAGAGUACACAUAUUUACGAGUGUCUAGAGUGUUGUUUGGGAUAUACGUAACCAUUUCCGUUGUUGGAAUUGUAAUAUGCCUGGUUGAUCUGAUUCUGAUGUUGAUUUACAGAAGUCACGGUGGCAUCGUGCACGAUUGGCCGAUCAUUAGAGUAAUUGUGUGUUUUGGUUGUAUUGUCCUUAACAUAGCAGUUAUCCUCAUGGGUGUAGAUGAUUCUGAUUCUAGCUCGAGUGUAUACCAGGGUGCUUGCCAAACUGCAUCCUGGAUGUUUGUAUUUGGCUAUACAUUAGCUCUUGGAGGAAUGUUAGUCAAUUCAAUUGCCACUUAUCAUUUCUACACUAAGGAAAAUGUUACAAAAUCAGAACAACAAGAGUUGAAAUACUGUGCGAUAUUAGUGCCUUGCCUUCUGUUAGAUAUGAUACUAUUAAUAUUAUGGCAAGUGGUUGAUCCGCUGACGAUCAAGACAGAAUUCCUCCAGAAAGAGUAUGACGAAAGUCAAGAUACAAUUUUUCAAAUAGCAAUUACUGUCUGUGAUUCCGAGAAAAUGAAUGGUUGGAGAAUUGUGAUGAUUGUGUAUAAAGCAAUCGUGUUGUUAGUUGCUACAUUCAUUACAUGGCCCGCCUGGCUGGCUGCCCAUGGAAAGGGAUAUGUGAUGGACCACUAUCUUGGAAUCUGUAUUUAUGUGACCGUUCUUGCUGCCUUGAUUGGUGUUCCUGUCACACUUACUCUUGGAUCUGACCCAUCCGCACACUAUGGUGUUGCUGGAGGUUUUAUUCUGCUUUGUACCAUUUCCACUGGAAUCGCCAUACUCUGUACUAUCUUGUUCGCAAUGAGAAACCAACAUCCAGGUGACACGUCUAGGUCGAUUUCACCAAUUAAUGGAUUACUGAAUGAAAUCUCAGAAUCCAAGAAAACAAACCAGUAG
Molecule: messenger RNA, 1752 nt
Organism: Owenia fusiformis
Lineage: Eukaryota; Metazoa; Annelida; Polychaeta; Sabellida; Oweniidae
Source: the annotation of a GenBank genome assembly